GAGAAAUCGAAACUCAGCUGUUAAAACCGCUGUCCUUGCUCUUCAGAACCCUCUCCUCGAGCCUCCUAGGAGCCCUUCCCGGCACCCCUCCCUCAAAGACUAUGUACACCGGAGGCAGCAGGGCGCUGGGCCCAGGCUUCUUCCAGGAACAUGCUGGGGAUGGGCAGCGCAGGGAGCUGGGCCUGCAGAAACACCUGAAAAAGAGUUUGGAGGUGGCGGCUCCCAAGGACCCUAAAAUGGAGAGGCAGGGCCACGCUGACAGAGGAUUGCGGGGCCCCUACACUUUGAUAGUGCCAAAGGAGAGCCGGAGGCAGAAGAUCCAGAGAAUUGCUGAGCAAGAACUGGCAGACCUGGAGAGGUGGAAACAGCAGAACCGGGCAAAACCAAUCCACAUGGCGCCACAAAGGCUGGGGGGAAGCCAGUCUGAAUCUGAAGUCAGGCAGAAACAACAGCUCCAACAGAUGCGAUCGAAAUACCAGCAAAAGCUAAAAAGAGACGAAUCUAUUCGAAUCAGGAAGGAAGCUGAGGAAGCUGAGCUCCAAAAACUGAAGGCAAUCCAGAGGGAGAAGAGUAAGAAGCUAGAGGAGAAAAAGAAACUUCAAGAAAACAUCAGAAGAGACACAUUUAGGGAGCAUCAUCAGUCCAAAACUGCUGAGUUCCUGAGCAGACUGGACACAGACAUGAGGAGCAGAAGGGACUGUGAAGUUGUUGUUCGUGCUACCCAGUCCUGCACGUGGAAACUACCAGGCCUGCCUAGAGAUCCCAGCUGGGCCAGCAGCCAAGCACACAAGAAUUCUCCAUGGAAGGAAGACAACCAAAAAUUGCAAAAGACGAGGGACGGACAACACCGGAAGAAUAAAUUACUGGAAACUAAAGGACAGCACCAAGAGGAAGAAAGAGCCCAAAUCCAUCAAGCUGAGCACUGGAGGGUAAAUAAUGCUUUUCUGGACCGACUCCAAGGGAAAAGUCAACCAGAUGGCCUUGAGCAGUCUGGAGGCCGUUGGACUAUGAACAGUACCAACAGCUGGUGCCUGGACAACAUUCGUGGCAGCAGCGCAGGUGCCUGGGUUCUUCGAAUUCAGAUUGCAUCCACAGUUGUGCCAAUCACCACGUUGCUCACAGGUGUCCAGUUCCUUUCAGUAAAGGGAACAUUUUAUGCAUCGUUCCUGGAGCACCAGAUUCACUUUGCUUAG
This is a messenger RNA of Acomys russatus (golden spiny mouse), 1193 nucleotides long. It is a transcript of the gene Epsti1, whose product is annotated as epithelial stromal interaction 1. The record is from RefSeq and is a predicted model, not a curated record. Bases 102 to 1193 code for a protein of 363 amino acids. The transcript is spliced from 13 exons. Lineage: Eukaryota; Metazoa; Chordata; Mammalia; Rodentia; Muridae.